UUUGUUUGUUUGUUUUGUUGGUAGAAAGAAAAGUGUUUGUUGUAAAAUCUCACCGUUCAUUUUGUUUUCAAACUUUCACCUUGUCUGGUUCCCCAAUUUCUAUCCACCGAAAUCACAGCUACACCCAUCAUCUCUUCAACAAUUUCAUUUCUCUCUUUCUACUUUGCAUCUUUUCCUUCAACAUUGCUUCAUAUUUGCUUCCACUUAAUUCUUUUCUAUUAUUGCAUAUCAUCCAUCAUCUACAAGGAUGGGGAGAGUUAAACUGAAGAUAAAGAAAUUGGAAAGCACAAGCAACCGACAUGUGACUUAUUCAAAGCGGAAAAGUGGAAUUUUAAAGAAAGCAAAGGAAUUAUCAAUUCUAUGUGAUAUUGAUAUUCUACUUCUCAUGUUUUCUCCCACAGAAAAACCUACCUUAUUACAGGGAGAGCGCAGUAAUAUGGAGGAGAUCAUUUCAAAGUUUGCUCAACUUAGCCCACAAGAAAGGGCCAAAAGGAAAAUGGAAAGUCUUGAAGCACUGAAAAAGACCUUCAAGAAAUUGGAUCAUGAUGUAAAAAUACAAGAUUUCUUGGGUUCAAGCAGUCAAACAAUGGAGGAAUUAAGUCAUCAAGUGAGAGUUUUACAAGCUCAACUCGCAGAAACACAACAGAGACUGAGCUAUUGGAGUAAUCUGGAGAAGAUCAAUAACUUGGAACAUCUUAGACAAAUGGAAGACUCACUACGGGAAUCAGUCAAUCGACUAUGUAUACAAAAGGAAAAUUUAAGAAAGCGUCAACUAAUGUCACUUGAUUGUGCUAACCAGUUACCCGAAGGGAUGACUUUACCUUUGAUGAUGGCUGGUCUACAAGAAUCUCAACCCUUGUCUUGGCUUCUAAGUGGCGAUAAUCACCAGUUGAUGUUACCUAAUGAACCAAAAUUUAUGCCAUUUAGUGAUAAUGGCAAUAGAGAUGUUGAGUGCUCCACCGACAUUUCACUCCCGGGCUAUUCUGGUUAUAUUGGGAAUGGCAAACUUGAGGUUGGAAGCUCUCCCCAUGUCAAUACUUUGGGUCAGGGAGGUAGUUCUUUGAACGAGUUAAACGGAAAUCCAAAUCCUUACUUAAAUGUUCAACAGUGUGAUCAAUUUGCAUACCCUCCUCCACAAGAUCUCGAGGAAGUGAAACAUCACCAAACAAUGAAUAGUAAAUCAAAUACUAUGGAUUACCAAGUUAAUAACAACUAUGAACUUCCAAGAUCAUUAUUUGAAAAUGAACAUCAGCAGUUCUGGAAUUCUACUAAUGGCUCUUGUGGGAUUGCUAUGUAUAAUGAGAAUGGUUACCAUAGGUAAUUGAUUGGUCCAUGCCUAAACUCUUCAAUUGAAAAGGAUGAGUUGACUUAAAUCAUUUGACCAUUGCUUGCAAAUGAUGUCUGCAAGAACCAGAUUAUGUUGUUUCUUCACCUAUGAGAUCAAUGAUGCUCUUCAUAGAGGGUUGUCUAUGUUAGUUGUAUAUAUUGUAUGACUUAUAGGAUAUAGUUUGUCCAUAUACAAAUAAUUUGUUACUUUGACUGACCUAUUUACUGGUAGAUUAUUUUAGUUGGGUUAGUGAUCUAAGUUGUAAAUUUGAAUUUUUGUAGAAAAGGAAGUGUAAUCAUAUUAAUAUCUAGGUCUGAAAGGUGGAUAAAACUUUCUAAGACCUCUGUAUAUCCCAAACGUAGAAGUAUGACAUAUCUAUUUGAUAUUGUAAGACCUUUUUAAAAGUAAAACAAAAUCUUUAAAUAAGAUCAAGGGUUAGAUAUAAUAUUAGUAGGCUUAAG
Messenger RNA from Trifolium pratense (red clover), 1788 nucleotides. RefSeq names its product agamous-like MADS-box protein AGL65. The transcript is spliced from 12 exons. Gene Ontology annotation, molecular function: RNA polymerase II cis-regulatory region sequence-specific DNA binding; protein dimerization activity; DNA-binding transcription factor activity, RNA polymerase II-specific. Gene Ontology annotation, biological process: positive regulation of transcription by RNA polymerase II. The record is from RefSeq and is a predicted model, not a curated record. Lineage: Eukaryota; Viridiplantae; Streptophyta; Magnoliopsida; Fabales; Fabaceae. Bases 248 to 1321 code for a protein of 357 amino acids.